Melanotaenia boesemani (Boeseman's rainbowfish) is the source of this 8708-nucleotide messenger RNA. Its product is annotated as cilia- and flagella-associated protein 47-like. Bases 135 to 8600 code for a protein of 2821 amino acids. The transcript has 64 exons. Lineage: Eukaryota; Metazoa; Chordata; Actinopteri; Atheriniformes; Melanotaeniidae. The record is from RefSeq and is a predicted model, not a curated record. Gene Ontology annotation, molecular function: protein binding.
AGUUGACAAACGGUUAGCGAGUGAAAAAGGCGGUUGAAAGGCGCGUUAUGCUGCUGUAGGUGGAUUAUUAUGAUAUUAAAUAAAUCCUUCUGCGGUGUCUGGCUGCUAAGUCGCCUUUAAUCAUAAACUUCAUCAUGGCUGGAAGUUGUGUUCGAGUUGAUCCACCGUUUGUUGAGUUCAAGAAUAUGGAGGUCGGGGUUGUUUAUAAGACAACAAUUACGGUCAUAAAUGUUGGAAAAACCGUCAAGAAAAUAACUUUUGAGAAACCAUCGUUAAAGUUGUUUAGGUUCAUCUCAUGCAGCCGAGAAGCGUCCCUGGCUGCAGGUCUGUCUGUUAGUGGACUGCUGGAGUUCAGGCCAGAAGCUGAGGAGGAGGUCAGAGACUGUAUUCACAUUCAUAUAGACGAUGGAGAGACAGUUCAGGUACCAGUGUUUGGGUUUCCCAGGACUUGCUGCCUCUUCAUGGACCCACUGCUAGAUUUUGGCUGUAUUACUGCCAGCAGUCAAGUGAUAAGCAAAAAGCAUCCUAUAACCAACCAGGGAUCAGCACCGGGUGUAUUCCAAGUCGAGUAUUCGGGUGGAGACUCUUCACUCCAGCUGUCACCGUCCAGCGGAGUCGUAGCAGCUGGCGCCACCGAGUGGCUGAAAGUGGAACUGCGCACAGACAGACCGAGACACCUUCAAGAGGAAGUUCUGGUGAAGCUCCAGAACUGCUCUGCUGUAGUUCUCAGGGUCACGGCUGAGGUGGUGGAUCCAUGUCUGGAGAUUGUGGACCUGAAGGGAACUCCACUGUCCUGUCUGUGGUUUGGACCUGUCUACUUUGGGACAUCCAGUGUGCAGGAGGUGGUUGUGAGGAACAGUGCGCCUCAGGCGUGUGACUGGGUCUGUUUUGUCCAGGAAGACGCAGCUGGGACUGAGAUGGGAGCAGACCUCCAGCGGAGCACAGACGCCGCCCUGCUGGAGGGAAUGAAGAAGUGCAGCCCAGGAUUAAAAGACGUCUCUCAGGUGUUGUUUUGUGUGCCGAGACAAGGUCGCCUGGGUCCAUAUGAGAAGACCUCUGUGGCUGUAUGCUUCAGCCCCGUCUGGAAAAGGGAGAAGCGUGACUACUCAUCCAGCCGGCAGGACUUUUGUCUUUUCCUUUUGUUUGACUCUGUGGAGAGAAAACACGGCUUCACUCACCGUAACGCUAACAGCAGUGUGGAGCUGGCAGUGACGGGCUCCGGCAUCCCCGUCUCUUUGGUGCCCUCUCCCUCUCGGCGGUUUGAUUUCCUCAGCUGUGUCACAGGCCAGCGGGUGGACGUCCUGUGUGUCCUCCAGAACCUCUGUCCUCAGCUUCCGGUCAGCUUCCGCUUCCGAAAAUUAGCACACUUCAGCGCCAAGCCGUCUGCAGCCACCCUGGGCCCGGGGCAGUGCCAGGAUGUAGUUUUGACCUUCAGUGCGCAGCAGCAAGGCAGCUUCCGUGUACGUCAGAGAGUAGAUGUCUUGGGUUCUGUUGCUUCUCGGAGAGAUGUUGCCGAGGAUUCAGCAGAUCUGGACGUUUGCAGCUUCCACACGAUCACGCUGCACUUUUCUGCCUCCUGCCACAGCAAGACGAUGCACCCUCGGCCCGCAGUAAAGAGUCCAACCAGAUUUCAUCCCCGGAUUGGGUGCAGUGACCUGGCUCGUUACCGCGGGAUGGUGCAUGCUGCAGUGCUCAGCGCUGAUAAAACCCAACUCCACAAACAUCGCAGAGAGAAGAGCCAGAACUCAGACGAGGAGUUCCUGGUCUUUCCUGAUGAUCGAGCUUCCAGCGUCAGGCCAGCUUCCUCCCCCAGACAGUACAGGACCAUCUUUACUGGCGUACCUCGCUACCGCUACGUGGACACCGACUACGCUUUCACUGAGGAAGAGGAGAAGCAGAGACAGCAGCACCGGCAGAUUUACGCAGACUUCAUCGGACACCUCAGACAAACACGACUCCAGCGGAUCAAGGACAGACACAAGGAAAGGCUGGAUGAUCUGGACAUUGUUCCAUGUCAAGGGCUUCUUCCCCCUCCGCUCUCCAUCCGUGACCUGGAGAGGAGUGAGAACUCAGAGAUGAAGUUAAACUACAGCAACGUUCCCUUAGAAGCCAAAUCCAGCUGUCCUCACGACAAAGCUUCCAUCAGCCUGAAUGACAGCAGCCAGGUGGGAUUAAAGGUUUCAGUUGCUAUGAAUGUAGUUCCCUUAACCAGCCAGGAGGAGGCAGACUGCAACAGGACUCUGACCCCCCAGGAGCUCUACCAAGUAGAAAUAAGUCCCCUGUUCAUAGACUUUGGCAGCGUGUGUGUGCAGUCGGUGUGUGUUCGAGUCCUGAAGCUCAUCAAUCGUCUGUCGGCGUUCGUCUGGUUGCAGCUGGAGGUUGACUGUCCUGAGCUGCAGGGCUCCUCACCGCUCUCAUACGUCCUGCCUCCCCGCUCUCACACAUCCUUACCCCUGACAUUUCAGAGCAACAGGACGGGCUCCUUCUCCAGAUCCUUGUCUUACUCUGUGAACCAGCAGCACCCCGGUCAGAUCCUGGUCCAGGCACAGGUCAUCCCCUUGUCCCUGGAGAUGUCCACCAACCAGCUGGUGCUCCACCCCACCCCCUCAAUGUUGGCUGCAUCAGGAUACAGGAGCUCAGUUACCCUCCGAAACCAGUGCAACCAUGCUGCAGAGUUCACGUGGCGGCCAGUCGUCACAGAGAGCGGCAUCUUGUUUUCUGUUCGUCCUGCUGCAGGGACGGUGCUGCCAUACAAGGAGCUGGACUGUGAGGUGGUGUGGCAUCCCUCUUUUUCUGCUCCUGCAGAAGGAGACUUUGAUCUCUGCGUUCGCGAGGGCAACAUUCAGCGUUUGCACUGUGUUGCAGAGGUUGGAGCUACCACCGUCCAGCUGGCAGAGAAACGCAUCAUGUUUGUUUCUGUUCCUCUCAACUUAGCAUCUGUCAGGACUGCAGUCCUGCACAACACUGGACGUAACCAUGCCUAUUACCAGAUUGUGGAUGUGUAUCCUCUGCCGGGCAUGGUCCUGAGUCCAUCUGAAGGUGUGGUACCAAGCAAGGGCCAGGUGAAACUCAAGAUCCACUUCAACCCAGAUUCUGUCAUCAAAUUUGAUACCAAAAUCAAGAUCGCUCUGAGGAACAUGAAGUCCAUCCAGCUCAGACUGGGAGGAUCCGUGGAGCCUCCAAAUAUCAGCAUCGGUGUGUCCUGUUUCAGGUUCUGUGGGGUCCAUGUUGGUUCCCAACGAGCUCUUCCAUUCACUCUGACCAACCACUCGCCAGCUGCAGCCCAAGUCACUUUAGAUCUGUCGCAGUAUAAAGACUUCUCCAUCCAGCUUCCUCUGCCUUCAGUGGACAAGAAACCGGGUCUAAGUGUUGUGAAGGUCCAGGGCUUCAAGACUGAGGAAUGCUCCCUGGUUUUCUCCCCCACCCAGGUGUCCAGCUAUGAGUUUGAUCUGCCUCUGAUUGUCAACGGCGUAAAAUGCUCUUCAUCUCUACUGCCCACUCCCUCCUCUUCAUCAGCUGACAGCAGGAAGCACAUCACACCUCUUUCUGACUCUGUCGCCAUGACAGCACAGCGGUCACCACGGAUACAAGCUACAGCCCUGAGUCCUCCUCUGGAAAUGUCCCCGCCCAGCCUGCAGUUUCACGUGGAUCCACAGUCUGACACCUACACUCAGAAAGUCCAGUUGAAGGCAGAGUAUAAAGAGAGUGUUUGCUGGCUGGGGGUCAAAGAAGAGACGGUUCGCUGGUGGUUUGACUGCAGUCCAGCAGCAGAAUCGACCCAGGACAGACGGGGACAGCAGCUAUGUGCAGUGUGUCCAUCAUCGGGCAGUCUGGGUCCCGGCCAGUCCAUCUGGUUGGUGGUUUCCAUCAACGCGGAGGUCAUCAGAACAGGAACUCAAAAAGUGACCAGACUGUCCCUCCCUCUUUAUCUGGGAGGUAAGGAAAGACAUGAAGACCAGCAGCCGUAUGGACGUCUGUCCGUCUCCAUCACCCUGGAGCUUCCCAGCAUCACCAUCCACCCUCAUCAAAUCCUUCUCACACCUGUACCCCUGAACAUCAGCAUAGAAACCCCACUCACCUUACUCGCUGUGGGAUACCCGAGUGGGACACAUGUAUCAGCUGAAGUUGAGAAGGUGGAGAUGGAGGAUGGAAGGAAGAUACAGCCCAUCUCUGUCGUCUUCCCUGAGGGUAACACUAUUCCCCCGCAGGACCACCAGCAGCAGGACACCAGAGUCACAUCUCUGCUCUGCAACGUGUCCUUCUGCUCCGCCGUCCCUCUGUCCGUCUGCACGACCAUCACCUUCACCGACCACCUGCACAACAGAUUCGAGGUGAAGCUUUGUGCUGUUGCUGACAACUGUCUGCUGACAGUCUGGCCCUACAUGGCGCUGCACCACUCUGAUCAACACGUCAUCCUGCAGACAGGUGCCACAGCCGUGGAGGCCAAUCUUCAGCGCUACCACACACCGAGUCCUGCAUCUGGUCUGUCUACAUCAUCAUCCUCAUUUGGUCUCAACAGCUCGAUAAUCAAGAACUCAGAUUCCUUUGCAGACAGUGACAGUGUGAGCGAACAGGCCAGCAGGGACACGUUUGUCUCUCCCAGCAAAGACAGAUCAGCCAAUCUCAGUGUCCCAGAAUUCCCUGCUGCCACGACAGAAGAAGGCCAGUAUUCCCAGAGCGUGUUACUGGCUGUGGAGAGGUGGUUUAGCCUCUUUGGAUGGCCGACUGGACCUCAUCCUAUCACUGUACCACACACACUCAGAAGAGUCGAGUCCGAAAUUCAAACAACCCAGUCAAAUGGACGAACGUAUGGUGUCAGUCAGAAUAAAGAUACAAGGUCUGUUGUGGAGAUGCUUCAUCAUCUGACUGGCAGACAGAUUCCUGGAAUCCGUCUCUGUCCGGCUUUUUCCAGGGAUAUAACCCAGAGAACUCAUCAGCUGCUGCACCAACACCAAGCUGUUCUGUCUUUCCUCAGGGUGCAGGGAGCCCACCUUUGUCACAUCAGACCAGAGUACCUGCUGGAUGUGCUGGAGUUUAAACACUGGUGCUCCCUGCAGUCUAAUGACUCGGAUCCUGGUCUGGACGACACCCGACUGGACUACGAGUCUCUGAGCCAGCGGUCCUGGACUGAUGUGCUUCUACAAAUAUUCAAGGUUCUGGUGUUGUGUCGUGUGUCAGAAAGACAUCCGUCCCCAGCUCUGAGCCUUAAAGACAUAGAGGGACUUGUCCUGGAAGGUUCCCGGUCUCUGGCGAGUAAUGUCUACUCAUCCUGGGAGCUGCAGUUGCUCUCCUGGCUGAACAUGAACUACCAGAGCAUGAGGAGGACUGUGUGGGGCACGGAUGGAGCCCCAUCAUCCCGCUGGAUCGUGAACUUUGACUUGGACCUAACGGAUGGACUGGUGCUGGCUGCUCUGCUCGCUGCCUACUGCCCUUAUCUGAUCAGAAGCCACUUCCAGAGGAUGUACACCACAACCAACAGCCUGGAGCAGAUCCUCCACAACAACAUCAUCGUGGUUCAGGCUUUAACUGAACUCCGUCUCAACAUAGACGUACAGCCUACAGACCUGUCAGACCCCAAUCCGGUGCAGAUGUUAGUUCUGUGUGUUCACCUGUAUGAGAUGCUUCCUCAGUACCUGCCCGUACACACCGUUACUCUGUCAGGAGGCCUGCACAGCUCCAGCAGCAAGCAGGUGCGUCUGAAAAACCCGGCCUGUAAGCCAAUCAGAUACCAGGUUUUCCUGUUAGGAGAGGACGCCCGUUUCUUCUGCCUUCCUGGUGGAUCUACAGUCAUCAUUCCCCCGAAGUCAAACACUGAAGUGAGCGUCCAGUUCAGCUGCAGCUUCCUGCGUCCCAUAGAGGCAGUUCUUCUGCUCAUCUCCAGCUCUGCCGUCGGCCUGCGCUGCACCACUCUCACCUUUACUCUAAAGACUAACAUCAGCCGCAUCACGCCGACAAAAACGGUCAGGUGUGAUUCUCCAUGUUACCAGCCCAAAGUCAUCCAUGUCCCGCUAACAAACAUUUUCAACCAAGACGCUCAUUUCAGGGUGGUGUUGGUGGAGUCCACCUGCAACCCACUGGAGCCUAAAUCAAGCCAAGACAACCUGCUUCAACAGGCGGCAUCUGAUUCCAAUAUAAGAAAGGCCUCAGACGAGAUGGAAGGUGAGCAAAAAAUAACAAACAAAUACUACGCUGAUGGCAGCGAGUUCCUGAGCAAAGCCAGGAGUGUUUGUCUGAAGUCGGGCCAAGCAGACUCUCUGAGCAUCCUCUACCUGCCCUUCUUCCCAGGAAGCAGAUACUGUGCUGUGCUCCUGGUUUCCCCACAGGUGGGAGAUAUGGUGUAUGUGAUAAAGGCGACGUCACGGUUGCCGCUUCCUUCGCCUCUCACUGCCAAACCCAGCCAUAACACAGUCUCCGUCCACGCCAGUUCAGUGUGUAAAUCUGUGGUGACCCUUCACUGCAAGGUGGGGGAAGUGUGUGAGGUGAUGCUACAAGUACCACAGAUUAAUAUGCAGUGGGAGGAAGCUCUGGCCAUCUGGGGUCAGCACCGCAUGGAUGCUGAUGAACACAGCAGGAGGAUGCUGACCAAGACGCUGCAUAGCAGCUCAGUGAGGACAGCUGCAGCCACACACAAGUUCUUCACACACACGCUGUUAAGGAAUCUACACCAGAGUAAAGGAAUAGAGUACAAUGUGGAGCUUUCUCUGCCACAAUACUUCACUCUACCCUCGACUGUUAGAAUCCCUGUCAACGAAGACACAAAGGUGCCAUGGGAGACUCCUGCAGGCCGUGGCAGUGUUGACGUCCCACUCCGGUUCCAGGCUGACUCAGUCGGGCAGUUUACCUGUGAGGUGAUCCUAAGGUCCUGUUGGGAUACCAGGAUGUACCUGCUGGAGGCACUGGUCACUUCACAGGAAGGAUCCAUCAGCUUAGACUUCAGCUCGCCUGCACAUCGUCCGGUUACCCAACACAUACCGCUGCAGAACGAGUCGCAGCAGACCUGGAAAAUGAGAGCCGAGGUGUUCGGUGAGGGAUUCUCUGGUCCAGAUGUCUUCACUGUGCCAGCAGGGACGAGAGAGGACUACCCCCUCACCUUCCAUCCUGCUGUGCCAUGUGUUGUCAUGGGAAGGCUGUCCUUAUAUAAUGACUGUGACAGCAGAGAGCUGGUGUUUACCCUCAGAGGCGUGGGCGAGCCCCCCCUACCUGUCGACCACCUGGUACUACGCUGUCCUGUUGGGAAGACCACAUCCACUCAACUCCAUGUCCCCAACCACAGCCCGAACAAAGUCACUGUCAGGGCGGUGACAGAUCUGUCUGUGCUGAGUGGCAUCCCUUCCCUGGAGAUUAAACCCAGACACAGCGCUCCAUGCACUCUAGCUGUGUCGCCAUGGAAACGAGGAAAACACACAGGUUCUGUGUCAUUUGUGGAAACUGCUGUCAGAGAACAAGCAGAUAAAGACAAAGGAAAUGUAUUUGGACGCUAUGAAGUUAAUUUCUCCCUUGAGAUCAUUUGUGAGCCACCAGCCCCCAUCAAGGUCAUAGAUGUACCGUGUACUACUGAGAGCUCCGUUGCCAUAGAGAUACCUGUCAAUAACCCAGGAGAGGAGCUGCUGAUGCUUGAUGUGAGGCUGGAAGGAGACGAGCUGACGGGGGCCAGCCGGGUCUCUGUUCCCCCCCGGGGGACUCUGGUCUACAGAGCCACGUUUUCUCCUGUCAGGGUGGAGAAGAGCACCGGCAGCGUGGUGUUCCAGUCCGAGCUGGUCGGGGAGUUCUGGUAUCAGCUGGAGCUUUAUGGGCUGCCUCCUCCAGUCAUGACCCUACCCCAGGCCUGCUGUCAGCUGGGCAAAUGGAUCCACCUGGACGUUCCUCUGGUCAACUCGACAGCUGAGACUCUGGAGCUGACAGUAACCAACACAAACCCCAGAAACUACACACUGGAGAUGGACUCGGCUAACACACUCAUGCUGGACCCUCGGUCCUUCAUCCAUCUCAGAGUCCGUUUCAGUCCUUCAGCCAUCGGAGAGGAGAACCAACAGGGAAAGAUCACUUUCACGUCCUCUCAGUUACAGGAGUGCUGUGUUUUGUUGAGUGGACGUGGACUUGCACCAGCGAUGGAGGAGCCUUUGCACAUCUCAUCCAUGAUUGGCUCCAGCUCUUCCAUCGUCAUUCCCUUCACAAAUCCCACCGAGCACACGGCUUCACUCUGCAUCACACUUAAAGAUGAGGACCCAAGUGGAGCCCCCCCAUGCCAUCCAGUCCCGAAUGAGAGAUCCUUCUCCAUCCCUCUGAACCAAACUGAUGACGUACAGAUCGGUGAAGGAGAAACCAUCCAUGUGCCUGUUGGUUUUACGCCUAAAUCCAUGAAGCAACAGCAGGUCUGGCUCUGCAUCACCAUGAAAACCACCAGCAGCCCCCUCACAUCAAGGUCUGAGGAAGAACGGCAGAGCAUCCGAUGGAUUUACCCCUUCUGUGGGACCCCCAGCUCAGCGCCCAGACUGGAUCAGGAUGAACACCAGCAGGAAAAACCGGUGGAUGUCGGUCUCAUCCCGGGAAGUCGAGACAAACAGCCAGGAAAGAAGAAUCAGAGCAGCGAGUCUGGAUGAAGGAAACUGGUCUUGAAGUUUUGAACGUUUUCUGUAAGAGGAGAACCUGAUCCGAGUUCUGAUGUGCAAACUAGCUGCAGUUGUUUAAAUGCAACCUUAAUAAAAAUG